Molecule: messenger RNA, 1296 nt
Organism: Rotaria sordida
Lineage: Eukaryota; Metazoa; Rotifera; Eurotatoria; Philodinida; Philodinidae
Source: the annotation of a GenBank genome assembly
AUGUGGUUGUCUUCUAUCUAUCUUAUUUUUCUAUUAGAUUCAAUUUUAUCAGCAAAAUAUAAUCGUAUAUGUUAUUUUACAAAUUGGGGUGCACAUAGAUCAUUAAAAGAAUCUCGACUUUAUCCAGAAGAUAUUCCACCAGAUUUAUGUACACAUAUUUUAUAUGCAUUUGCUAAUCUUCAUGGUAGAUCAUUACAACCACAAUUAACUAAUGAUAUUAAUAUUUAUCAAGGAGAAAAACCACUUUAUCCUCGUAUGAUGAAAUUAAAAGAAAAAAAUCCAAAUUUAAAAAUUUUAAUUUCAUGUGGAGGAUGGGGAAAAGCAGGAGAUUUUGAACCAUUAGUUGGAUCAGAUUCAUCAAGAGAAUCAUUUAGUCAAAAUGUAAUAACAUUUUGUCGUCAGUAUGGUUUUGAUGGAAUUGAUUUAGAUUGGGAAUUUCCAUCAGCUGAACAUCGUGAACGUUUUGGAUUAUUAACAAAAACAAUGCAUAAAAUGUUUAAAAAAGAAGCAAAAACAUCUAAAAAAGAUCGAUUAUUAAUUAGUUUAGCUGUAGCAGCUGGAAAAUAUUUAAUUAAACAAGGUUAUGAUGUACCGGUUUUAUGCAAUUAUGUAGAUAUGAUUAACGUUAUGACUUAUGAUUUAUAUGGUGGAUGGUAUAAUAAAAUUGGUCACCAUAGUGCCUUAUUUCAUCGAUCUGAUGAAACAGGCAUGGAUAGAGAAUUAAAUACAAAUAGUUCAAUGUAUAAUUGGGUUGAAGCAGGUUGUCCACGCAAUCGUCUUAAUAUAGGUAUUCCUGGUUAUGGUCGAGCUUUUACACCUGAUAGUAAAGAUCCAUUAAAAGCACUUGGACAAUUUGGUGGUGGUACUGGUUCAGUAUCAUCACCUUAUUUAGGUGAAAGUGGUUUACUAACUUAUUUUGAAAUAUGUAAAAAACAAUUAAAAGAAGGUUUUAAACGUUACUGGCAUCAACAACAUCAAAGUCCAAUUAGUUUUAAAGAUGAAACAUGGAUUGGAUAUGAUGAUCCAGAGAGUGUUAAAAAUAAAUGUAAAUAUGUCAAACGUGAAGGUUUUGGUGGUGCAAUGGUUUGGACAUUAGAUAUGGAUGAUUUUAAUGGACAAUUUUGUCGAAAAAAUAAACAAAAUUCAAUACAUAAAUUUCCAUUAGUUAGUGCAAUAAAAGAAGAAUUUGAGAUAGAUGAAUUAACAACAUCAAUAUCAACGUUAUCAAUUGAAACAUCAACAUUAUCAAAUGAAACUAUCAAAUGUUUUUCAAUGCAUCAUCAUCAUCAUCAUUAA